Messenger RNA from Gasterosteus aculeatus aculeatus (three-spined stickleback), 2005 nucleotides. NCBI's taxonomy places the organism in Eukaryota, Metazoa, Chordata, Actinopteri, Perciformes, Gasterosteidae. The record is from RefSeq and is a predicted model, not a curated record.
GUCUAAAAAAAAAACUAUCGGACUCCACCACAGUAUUUUUUUGUCCUUCUCCUCACCCUCCACCUGCCUCACCCCUCCUGCCUCACCUGCUGACCCGCAGGUCGCGACAGAUCAUUAGCGCUCAACGCGCCGCACGGGGAACCUUCUUCGCUUCGAUCGCACCGCCUCGACGCAGAGGCGCUGACACCGACGCGCGCACACGCACACACCCGGGGAUCAGGGCGCCGCAGCCGGCGCCUCCAUGGACAGCGGCCCGCUGAGCGGCCCGCCGGCUCCGGGCAGCCAUCGCUGUUCGCUCAAGCGGAUCCGGGGCUUGGUCCCCGUUGGUUUCAAGGCCGAGAUAAAAGCCUUGUCCAAGCUGGCCGGACCGGUGAUCAUAGCCCAGCUCAUGGUGUUUGCUGUGAGUUUUGUCAGUACUGUUUUCUGUGGCCAUCUGGGGAGGACGGAGCUGGCAGCGGUGUCUUUGGCCAUAGCAGUAAGUCCAGGACGGGGGACGUUCCUCCAGCGAAAGUCCAAGUCCGAUCCCAAUUCCUCAACGUUUGUGUUGCAUCCUCAGGUUAUUAAUGUCACGGGUAUAUCUAUCGGAUCUGGUUUGGCUUCGGCGUGUGAUACUCUGAUUUCACAGACCUUUGGAGGCAAUAACCUGAUGCGAGUCGGGGUCAUUCUGCAACGGGCCAUCCUCAUCCUGUUACUGGCGUGUUUCCCCUGUUGGGCGAUCCUGGUUAACACUGAGCCCAUUCUGCUGGCGGUCAGACAGGAGCCAGAGGUGGCAAGGUUGGCUCAGAUGUACGUGAAUAUCUUCAUGCCGGCACUUCCUGCUACAUUCAUGUAUUCAUUAGAAACAAGAUAUCUGCAAAACCAGGGCAUCAUAUGGCCGCAGGUAAUCACAGGCGUUGUAGUCAACCUUCUUAACGCCCUCAUCAACUACAUCUUCCUUUACGUGUUGCAUCUGGGAGUAGCAGGUUCUGCUGUUGCCAACAGCGUUUCCCAGUUCGCCAUGGUCGUCGUUCUCUAUUCUUAUAUAAUGUGGAAAGGCCUUCACAAGGCCACCUGGGGAGGCUGGUCUAAAGAGUGCCUGCAGGACUGGGGCUCGUACAUCCACUUGGCCGUCCCUAGCAUGCUCAUGAUGUGUGUUGAGUGGUGGACUUAUGAGAUUGGAGGCUUUCUGGCAGGUCUGAUAAGUGAGGUGGAGCUUGGAACUCAAUCGGUUGUAUAUGGACUUGCUAAUGUUGCAUACAUGUUCCCUAUGGGCUUCAGUAUAGCAGGCAAUGUAAGGGUUGGAAAUGCCUUGGGAGCUGGAGACACGGAGCAGGCUAAGCUGUCAGCUAAACUCACCAUGUUCUGUGCAAUGUCGGCCUCUAUAUGUUUGUCCAUUCUCGUGGGGAGCUUGAAGGACCACAUCUCUUAUGUCUUUACUUAUGACAAAAAAAUACAGGAAAGGGUUGCUGAUGUCAUGGUUUUAUACGCACCUUUCGUUAUCCUGGAUGCAAUAUCAGCGGCCGCGGGAGGAAUUAUAAGAGGAGCUGGUAAACAGAGGAUCGGGGCUAUUGUCAACAUUUUGGGAUAUUAUGGUGUUGCUUUUCCCGUUGGAGUGCCGCUCAUGUUUGCAGCCAAAAUGGGAAUCACGGGUCUGUGGACCGGGAUGUUUGCUUGUGGGUUUCUGCAGUCCACAUUCGUCAUUCUCUACCUGGUAAGAAUGAACUGGAUGAAAGCAGCAAUUGAGGCUCAAAUCAGAGCGGGAGUGUGUGAGAGCUUGAGUGGCACAAGUCCCCAACCAGAUGUUCCAGGGAUCCCACCAGAGAAAACAUGGAACCCAGUAAAACAAAAGGACCACGUGGGCCUGAUUGACACAGCGGGGAAAGCAGCAGAAACAGUGGAGCAGAAGGAGUUCUCUCACAGGGCUCUGGUUCUGCGUAGAGGCCUGACUCUUGCUCUCAUGUUGGCCAUCCUGGCUGCUGGAAUCAUUCUUAACCUGCUGAUCAUAAACGUGUUCACGUGAACACUA